Molecule: messenger RNA, 932 nt
Organism: Ipomoea nil (Japanese morning glory)
Lineage: Eukaryota; Viridiplantae; Streptophyta; Magnoliopsida; Solanales; Convolvulaceae
Exons: 2
Coding region: 436-918 (160 amino acids)
Source: RefSeq, a predicted model, not a curated record
UUGGGCAGUGAUUGGCGAUUUCAACGAUAUCCUUCAACCUUCAGAGAAAAAAGGUGGUAACCCACAACCAAGAUGGCUGAUAGAAGGGUUUCGAGAUGUAGUCGAUCAAAGUGAGUUCUCUGAUUUCUCCUUCGAGGGGCACCAAUACACGUGGGAAGCCAAAUUGGAUCCAAGCUAAACUCGACAGAGUAUUGGUUUCGGAUGAAUGACGUGACCGCGUGAGAAGUUCGGGGGAGCUAGGCGCAAUCCUUUGUAUCCUCUAGAAGCGAUCAUAUUCCGUUGUUGUUACAGGUGAUUCGGGAUCAAGUUCGACAGCUUCCGCAGCGCUUUAAAUUUGAAAAUCUUUGGUUACAAGAAGCAAGGUGCCGGGAGGUUGUAAUUGAAAGUUGGAAUUCGUCAAUCGGGAUGGAUUUAAUUGACCGAAUUGGGUAGUGCAUGAUUGCGAUUUGGAGAUGGGGAAAAAUUUUCACAAAGAAUUUCAGAAGGAGAAUUCAAUUUUGGGAGAGACGUAUGGAGUUGUUGAAGAGAAGAGCAGACAUGCAUGUGUGUCUUAUGUUUCGUGAAGCACAAAUUCAGCAUCAAAGAGUUAUUGAACACCAGAAUAGCUACUGGAAACAGAGGGCCAAAGAAUUCUGGCUGAAAGAUGGGGAUCAAAACACAACCUUUUUCUAUAAUUCAGUCCGGAAGAGGCGACUCAAUAACCAAAUUUUCAGGCUUAAGAACGAGCAAGGCAAGUGGGAGGAGAAGGGGACUGCUUUGAACAGCCUUAUCAUAAGAUUGAUAACUGAUAACCGGCGGAAGCAGCAACGGAUUGGCGAAGCGGAUCUGUCCUCCCUCUCCCCGGCGACGUCGUCGAUCUUCGAUCGCCGUUCACGGAAACACACGGCAGGGGCAACGAAAAACGAGAAAAAAAAUUAAACAACCAACAAUUA